AUGGUUAUUGGAUUACUUGCCAUCGCGGCUAUCCCGACCGUUACAGGCGUAGGCAACGCUAUAAGUGCGCAGAAGAGACAAAAUGAGAGCAUGAGCAAGGAACAGGAAAAAUUUCACCUCACGUUCAUGAUGCAGAGGAAGGGGAAGACAGAGGAGGUUGGCCAAGGAGUUCUCGUGGACAAGAAGAUGUAUCUCAACCUCUCAGACGCACCAGUGCAAGGCUACAGGUUUCUAGGCUGGUUUUUCAAGUAUCCCAGCGAGGAGGGACACCUGGGGCUGGUAAGCAUGGUGUCGGACGAGCCCCCGAUGCUCAACUGGAUCUUUGUGGACAAGGACACGCACAUGGUGACCUUUGGGGGGAAGAAGGACACCAUCGACCACGUCAUAGGACCCUGGGGCUGGACAGAAGAUGAUCGCUUCCUGACGCUGCAAGGGGAUCAUGAUUCGUUUGUGGCGGUGCGCGACGAGCACGGGAAGUGGUCCGUAUACUGGGACCCGGAGGGUGAUAUCGAGGACGAAAUAGACGACGACGAGAGGUGCCAGCCUGUGAGGCUGCGGAGAAGGCCGCAGCUCGGCAUGGAAAGCAGCUAUGUUAAGCACUGA
Molecule: messenger RNA, 603 nt
Organism: Fusarium sp. VM40
Lineage: Eukaryota; Fungi; Ascomycota; Sordariomycetes; Hypocreales; Nectriaceae
Source: the annotation of a GenBank genome assembly